Messenger RNA from Thyridium curvatum, 1482 nucleotides. RefSeq lists its product as uncharacterized. The transcript is spliced from 4 exons. Lineage: Eukaryota; Fungi; Ascomycota; Sordariomycetes; Thyridiales; Thyridiaceae. Gene Ontology annotation, biological process: intracellular transport. The coding region runs from base 1 to 1482 and encodes 493 amino acids. Gene Ontology annotation, cellular component: cytoplasm; nuclear pore. Gene Ontology annotation, molecular function: GTPase activator activity. The record is from RefSeq and is a predicted model, not a curated record.
AUGGCUGACGAUACGCACAACACCAGCGAUCUGUCCGAUCCUGUCACAGCAGGCAGCCCCAAGGAAGACGCGGAGACCAAGGCGACCAGGGAGGAGCUGAAGCAGACAGCUAUUUCUGACGACAAGACCAAGACCGCCUCGGCAGGGCAGGAUGAUGAUGCAGCUUUGGCGCGAACCAAGACGCCGGAGCUCGACCUGCCAGGCGCAAACAGGGACUCGCUAAAGGAGCAGGUCUCGUCUCCCAAGAAGAAGCGAGGCCAUGACGAAGUAGACGAGCAGAGGGAUGUCGAGGGCGCCGAUCCUGCCAGCAGUGCAACCAUCUCUGAGCGCGAUAAGAAGCGCCAACGGGACGGACAGGCUACUGAGGAGGACAAGACGGCAGACCAGACAGGAACUACCGUGGCCGCAGACAAGGCGACAGACACGACAGCUCAGGCUGCGGGCGCCGCCUCUCCCAAGAAGGCAGACACUGCCUCUACUACAACAUCCUCCUCGGCCUUUGCCAGCUCGGGCCUCUCCAAACUCACAGGAACGACCUCUCCGUUUGGCGCGCUCGGUGGCUCAGCAAAACCUAGUGUGUUUGGUGGUGCUAGCAGUGCAGCAGGUUCGGCAUCGCCUUUCGGUAGCCUCGGUGGUGCGGCACCCGCAGCGAAGCCGGCAGCCCCGAGUCUGAGCUUUGGCAACAAGCCAGGCGCAUCAUCUCCUUUCGCAACCCUGAACGGGCCCUCGACGUCGACUUUCGGGAGUGCCUUUCCCAGCGGAUUCGGAAGCACCUUGCCGGGAGGAGCCAAGCUGUCCAGCUUUGCCAAGCCGGGCGACGUCUUUAAGAGCGACAAGCCUGCAAAGCCGUUUGGUGCACCUGAGAGCGAUGCUGAAGAGGGCGACGACGACGACGAAGGCUCUGACGUCAACGAGCAAAGCGGCGCCGAGGAGGUCGAGUCUGAAGAAAAGGAGAAAGAGGAGCCUAAGGCUGUCGUGGACGAUAAAAAGAAGCCCAAGCUACAAAAAGUCUCUGUUGACGACGGCGAGGCCGGAGAAGCCACCAUCUUCUCCGCCCGAACCCGGCUAUAUCACCUGGAGAAGGAGACGGGCUGGAAAGAGCGAGGUGCGGGCAUCAUCAAGGUCAACGUGCCCGAGGCGAGUGUUGAAUUCGACGAAGCGGGUGUUGCCAUUCCGGCAUCCUUUGACGCAUCCGUCCUCGAUGAGGAGGACGAUGAGGAGUCUGGCGGCGAGCGCAAGUCCAAGGUUGUUCGCCUGAUCAUGCGGCAAGACUCCACCCACCGUGUCAUCCUGAACACUGUGGUCGUCCCAGCUACGGACUUCCAGAAGCGAACUGCACUCAAGUACACCACAGUCCUCUUUCCAGCAUUUGAGGGCGAGGACGCAAAGCCUGUCAGCAUGCAGAUGAAGCUGAGUGAGGCCAAUGCCGAGAACUUCAUACAGCUGAUGGUCGGCAUUCAGAAAGAGCUCCGAGGCGAGUGA